This is a messenger RNA of Hyposmocoma kahamanoa, 4270 nucleotides long. It is a transcript of the gene beta-Man, whose product is annotated as beta-mannosidase. The record is from RefSeq and is a predicted model, not a curated record. Gene Ontology annotation, biological process: glycoprotein catabolic process; carbohydrate metabolic process. NCBI's taxonomy places the organism in Eukaryota, Metazoa, Arthropoda, Insecta, Lepidoptera, Cosmopterigidae. The transcript is spliced from 11 exons. Gene Ontology annotation, molecular function: beta-mannosidase activity. Bases 79 to 2778 code for a protein of 899 amino acids.
UACAAGUUCAAGUGAUCUAUUUUUUAGAUUUUUGUUAUAAAUAGCGCAAAAAAUGUGGUGAAUUGCCAGUGUGUGAAGAUGUUUACGUUAUUAAUUUUAGUAUUAUUAUUUGGUGUCAGAAUAGAUUGUUCGAUUGAUAAUCAAAAGGUCGUUCAAUGGACACUUAUAAAUAAGAAUGGAUCAAUAAAUGUACCAGGUAAAGCGCCGGGCGGCGUGUAUACAGAUCUCCAUAAUGCGGGAAUUAUUGGCGACAUCCUGUAUCGGUUUAAUGACGUCCUCACAAGAUGGGUGGCCUACGACUCUUGGACUUACGAAGGCCAGUUCACGGUCACACCUGACCAGCUCAACUAUGGAGUCACGAAUUUGGUGCUUCAUGGGGUCGACACUAUUGCGUUUAUCGAGCUCAAUGACCAUCCGGUUGGUUCCACGAAUAACAUGUUCGUGAGAUAUGUAUUUGAUAUUAAAAACCUACUUCAGGUAGGUGAGAACAUUUUAAAAGUAGUUUUCCAAUCACCCGUGGAAGCUGCAAAAAAACGGUCCCAAAAGUACUUCUCGCCACCAAUUUGUGUCCCCGAUGUUUAUAACGGGGAAUGCCACGUUAAUCAGCUGAGGAAAAUGCAGGCCUCAUUUAGUUGGGAUUGGGGACCUGCUUUUCCAUCAAUCGGCCUAUGGAAACCCGUAGUCAUCGAGUACUUCAAUUAUGCUAUAAUAAGAUCAAUAACAACACAUACAGAAAAGUCUGAUCAACAUUGGAAUUUGAAAGUAAAAGUUUAUUUAGAAGUUAAUAAGGCCAAGAGUUUUUGGGCAGGACGUGUUAACCUUGAAUUGACUGUGGAUGGUCCUCAAAAGAUUACUAUUGCCAAAUAUGAGCAAAUACCGAUCAAUGAUAAAAGAACUCUUGAACUUGAACUCAAUAUGACUAUUAGCCAGAAUGUGGUGAGAACAUGGUGGCCGAAUGGAUAUGGGGAUCAACCGCUCUACCCUCUGAAAGUGUCCGUCAAUAGCUUUGGCAAUGAAGAACAUUACAAGCAAAUAAAUAUUGGAUUCCGUACUGUCGAACUUAUUGAAGAGAAUGCUUCCAAUAAACUUAGCAAUACAACAGCAGGCAAAGGCCUUACAUUUUACUUUAAAGUGAAUGGCUACCCUUUAUUCAUGAAAGGCUCUAAUUGGAUACCAUCGAAUAUUCUUCCUGAACUUAGUGCCAACUUUAGUACAGUUGUCGGACUUCUGACUUCGGCUCGCGAUGCGCACAUGAACAUGCUUAGAGUCUGGGGAGGAGGGCUGUAUGAAUGGGAAUUUUUCUACAAACUUUGUGAUCGAUUGGGCAUUCUUAUUUGGCAAGAUUUCCCCUUCGCUUGUUCUAUGUAUCCUACUGAUCCUGAGUUUCUCGAAUCAGUAAAGACAGAAAUAUAUCAAAACGUUCUAAGGAUUCAGUAUCAUCCUUCAGUCGCAAUCUGGGCAGGAAAUAAUGAAAAUGAAGCCGCCUUGAGAGGAAAUUGGUAUCAAACCGACGAAAACUUCAAUGUCUAUAAAUCUGAUUACAUCAAAUUGUACGUGGAUACUAUUAAACCCAUUGUUGAAGAACUUGAUCCUGGAAGGCGUUACAUAGUAUCUAGUCCUACAAAUGGUUUAGAAUCUGAAAAAGAAGGCUACGUGGCAAGUAAUCCAUAUGAUCCUCAUUAUGGGGACACACAUUAUUACAACUAUAUGGCAGAUAAUUGGGAUGCGAAUAUAUACCCUAUGACGAGGUUCGCUUCGGAAUAUGGAUUUCAGUCAUUACCAUCAAUAAAGACUAUUAAAACAGCGACGAAAAAUAUAGACGAUUUAAAGCUUAAGAGUGAAUAUUCAGAACAUAGACAGCACAGUCCUUUUGGUUACGCAUACAUUUUAUUCCAAAUCAAGAGGCAUUUGAAGUUGGAAAAAGGUAAUCAUGAGGUAAUUGACCGUCCUCUAUACAAACAUCAAGUAUCACAACAUCGUUAUGAUGAAGACUUUGAGUAUUUUAAGAAGUUGGUAUAUUAUAGUCAGAUAACACAAGCAAUGGCGAUCAAGACAGAAACAGAGUUUUACAGACAGUGUCAAGCCGAUUGGUACACAAUGGGCGCACUGUAUUGGCAACUGAAUGAUGUAUGGCAAGCACCUUCGUGGUCUGGAAUCGAAUACGGAAACAAUUGGAAAAUGCUGCAUUAUUUUGCGCAGUCGUUUUUCGCACCAGUAUUGGUUUCUCCAAGACUACUUGCCUCUGGCGAUGUAAACGUAUACCUCUUGAACGAUAGAUUCGUCUCGAUCGAAAACGGCGAGAUUACAGUGGACGUAUACAAUUGGACAAGUUUGACGCCUAUAAUAACAACUGCUUACCCAGCGAGUGCUGCUGUCCUGAGUUCGACAAAACAAAAUAUAUCAUUAGCUCUGUGGACAAAAAACAAAGACGAGAUAUUUUUAAAAUUUACAUUCAAGGCGGAAGGCGUGGCAUCAUCACCGACGAAUUUCUUAUUUCCAAAGCCUUUGAAGGCCGUUGUUGGGCUACAUGAACCUAGUAUCGAGAUAAACGUCAUAAAGGGGCCAAUGUACAAGGGUCUGUACAAAUUCUUACUCGACAUCGAAGUUGACAGAAUUGUAAUAUUCUUCUGGAUGGAAACUGAUUUGCAAAAUGGAUAUUUUGAGGAAAAUGGAAUGAUAUUGACACAAAAAAUUACAAGAGUCAACUAUUUGAGUAAAUUUGACAUGCCGACAUCGAAUUUGAAAAGUGCCAUCAGUUACCAAUAUUAUGUUAAUUAAAUGCUGUUAUUAGACCGCUAACCGUCUAAUUUUAAAGUGAUAUGCAGCGUAAUAUGUGAAAUCGUAAAAAGUUCCGAAAAUAAUUUAAAGAAGUUUAGAAAUUGAAACAUACGUAUUAAUUGAUUUCGAGAUAGUCCUAAACCAUAGGGUCCAAAAUUUUAUGGCCUACCCCGCCCUCUUAGAUGAGUCAGCCGUGUGAUUGUGUUGCGCGCUAGUUUUGAACCGUCUCCGCAAAAGCAAUAAAUAUAUAGGUGUAGGGACUUAACGUGAUCAGAAGAAAAGCGAUUUGCGAGAUUAUAAGACUACAACUUUCUUACAAUAAAUUAAUCCCCCUAAUUUAUUCAGAGAUGAAUUAUAAAUUAGAGGGUUAAUUAGGGUGCAGAAUACGGGAAGAAAUAAAAUUCACAGCGUUUACUACGUCUUAAAACAUUGAAACUGAUUUUUGUUACACAAAACAAAAACAGAUUUUUUACUUUUCCACCGCCUAGCUCACUCCGUUAAGCCCGCUCGCUAUGGAAGGCAAAUAUCUGUGAAUUUCUUUCCUAGUGGAAGGACAAAGAUAUUUUACUCCGCUGAUCUAUUUCCUGUUCAUUACUUUUUCGCAUUGGAAGGGGGCAUAAAUGUCACCAUUAAUAACAUGUAGACAAAUUUGCCAAAAAAAAAAAAAACUACUUGCAAUCUGUGAGCGUCACAACGUCAUGCGUCCCCAUUAGAAUCUGUAGCCCAAUUCUUGAACCACGAAAUCCGUAGUAACGGCCGUUUUCCCAUUACGGAUGACUGACGGGACUAUUCUCGAAGUCGAAACUGUUAAAUCGCGUUGUCAUACAUUCUUAGUUCUAUCCCCGAUCGAAACCAAGUCUGUAAUAGGCCCUGGUCACGACAAGAUAGUGCUUAGAUAUAUUAUUAUACGUUGCAAUAGACAAGAAACAUAGAAAAGAUAUAUUAUUAUACGUUGCAAUAGACAAGAAACAUACAAACAAGUGUUACUGGUUAAACCUAACUCUUAAGGUAAGUUCAUCAAUUCUUAAAACUAAAAUACUUGUAAAUAGAAAACAGUAGAAAUAAAGCAUACUUAUUAAAAAAACCAGCAUCUUAUUCAUGAAAUUCGCUUUAAACAUGUUAAAAGUAGACGUCACGUUAUACCAUGUAACUCAAGAGGACUGCUAAACGCGAUACGAGUGAGUGUAGUCAAGUAUGUGGUACCUAUUAUCAGAUGUCGCGACGAGUGGCAAACCAAAUAGCUCUUUUUGUUACUAAUUUGUUUUACAUUGUCGAGCUACAAUUUAUCAAAGCUAUUCUGAUUUCGACCUGAUAAGGGCGGCGGGUAUCCGAUGGAUGCACAUUGCGUCUGACGGGCUAGUCUGGCAACCUUUGGGUGAGGCCUAUGUUCAGCAGUGGACGUCUUCCGGCUGAUAUGAUGAUGAUGAUGACUCUAAUUUCUAGUGGUAACAAACAAGACAAACGGCGCUUAUUUCACAGAUUUUUAUAGAUA